GCAAAGAGUGUUAAAGUGGGAGAUGGAGUGGAGACUAAAGCAAGCCGGCUCCUAGAUUUUUUUAGGAUACAUUUUUUGGACGAUAUUUUGGGAUUAUUCUACAGGGGUCACAGCAGCAGCAGCCGCAGCCAUGCAGCGUGAGGAGGUGUCAGCAAGGGAGGAGUUCACCUACAGCCACGUGUCCUCGCUAGAAAGAGGAGGCGGCGGCGGCGGCGGCUCCCUCGGAAGGAGGGGCAGCAGAGGCUCGGACAAAAGAACCGACAGAGCGGAGCAAGACGGCUCGGACCGGGACAGCUACACCGUGGACGUGAGGGCCAGUGACCUGCAGCUGGCCCGGCCGGAACCCCUCCAGCACCCCUGCUUCAGCUGCAGGGCCUGGCUCUACAGCGUCCUCAUCGGGGGGAGUCUUCUCAUCACCUCUGGAUUCUCUUUGUACCUGGGAAAUCUCUUCUCUGUUGCCAUGGACUACCUGCGCUGUGCUGGAGGAUCUGGCAUCCCGGCCGCCAUCGCCAGCUUCGCCAUCGCCAAGAACCGACAUGUUGCAGUGUCGGAUUUCCAGGUUCUCUACGUGUCCACCUUUGCCGUGACCACCACCUGCCUGGUCUGGUUCGGAUGUAAACUGGUCCUCAAUCCUUCGGCCGUUAAUAUCAACUUUAAUCUCAUCUUGAUGAUUUUGCUGGAGGUUCUGAUGGCCACCGCCGUCAUCCUGUCCGCUCGCUCUGCGGAGGACUGCUGCCACCGCGUCAAGUCGGAAACAAACCAUCAACCUUUGGUCCCCACUCCGGCGGUCUUCCCCACUCGUCUGCUCAAAGCGUACUCCGUGAUCGAAGUCAUCGUGGGAAUCUCGGCCGUGUUCGGAGGCAUCAUCGCGCUCAACAUGGACGCUUUGCUUCCCGGGCCGUACUUGUCCGUCACCUUCUUUUGGAUCCUGGUGGCCUGCUUCCCAAGCGCCAUCGCCAGCCACGUUGUAUCAGAAUACCCCAACAAAUGUCUGGUGGAGGUGCUGAUCGCCAUCAGCAGCGUGACGUCUCCUCUGCUCUUUUCAGCCUCCGGCUUCCUCUCUUGCAGCGUGAUCAGCUUCAUUGACAUUUUCCUGCGUGACGUUCCUCCAGCCAAGCAAUCCUACGACAUCUUGCUCCUGAUCCUGCUGCUGCUGCUGUUGGUCCAGGCUCUUCUCAACUCCGCCACCGUGGUGCACUGUGCAUCCUACAAGGGUCGGCUCCGCAUCAGGACCGCCCGCCCGAACGACAGCAGACUGGGAAUUCCCAGCCAGUGCUGUGAGCAGUCAUCCAACGGAGGACUUCAGAACUUCAGCAAAGACAGAACAAGGAAGGCCGUGAUGGUGCAAAUGACCCAAUGAACCCUUUUUUGCUCUGAUGAAAAGACAACUUUAUGGUGUAAAUAUUAAAAAAGUAGAUUUCUGUAUUAAAUCUGCACUAUUGGGAGUAGAUAACUUCUGAAUAUGUCAAUAUUUGUAGCUUUAUCUCUGGUUCUUCUACACCAGAGCCGUCCAAAAGGUUGACUCAAGCCAUGAUGCCAGGUUGUAUGUUAAGGUUAAAUCAAAUAGAACGGGCGGGCCGUAUUCAAACACUUGGCGGGCCGGAUGUGGCCCCCGAGCCGGAUUUUGCGCACCCCUAAUGAAUUGGAAUGGUCGUUUUGAACUUCUGGCUCGUAGUUGCAUAAAAGUCUUAUUUUGACCCAAGAAAUAGAAAAUUAGAAAUUAGAAAUAUUUUUUAAUUUUCUUCUGGUACAUUUUCUUUUAAUAUUAUGACUUUAUUAUUGUAAUAUUUUUGAUUUAAUUAUUGUAAUAUUAUAGAUUUUUUCCAACCUCAUUUUCUAAUACUUUUAGAGCGUCCCCAGUGCCAAUAAGAAGCCGUCCCGGGCCCCGUUUUAGAUGUCGCUGAUGUAAAGCUAAUCUUGGAUGUCAUUUUAUUUUGAGAUAUUUUUAGUUGUUGUUUGCUAGUUUCUUCAACCUGCAGCUUGUGUGUCUCAUGUUGGAACGACAGGGUUGUGUCAAAUAAAGUUUGCUUGCACUUUUUGGAA
Doryrhamphus excisus (bluestripe pipefish) is the source of this 2043-nucleotide messenger RNA. RefSeq names its product modulator of VRAC current 1 (gene mlc1). The record is from RefSeq and is a predicted model, not a curated record. Gene Ontology annotation, cellular component: plasma membrane; cytoplasmic vesicle; endoplasmic reticulum. Gene Ontology annotation, biological process: regulation of response to osmotic stress. Lineage: Eukaryota; Metazoa; Chordata; Actinopteri; Syngnathiformes; Syngnathidae.